UUGUUUUUGUAAAUCCAGUGUUGUUAAUAAAAGGACGUUUUUUGUAUUCAUUACUUAUAAAUUUAAAUCGCGCAAAACAAGUAAGAAAUAGUAGACGAAGAAGAUUUAUCAGAUAUGAAGAAAAUACUGCUUCUGCUAGCGCUGCUAGAAAUAGUGCUGUCUAUGCCGCAUCCACCUGGCGCGCAAUGCGACACGUGUGAUGUAAUGACAUGUGAUGACGCCAGUGACUGUCCUCACGGUGUCACUAAAGAUAAAUGUAAUUGUUGUGAUGUUUGUCUUCGGCAUGAUGGUGAGAAGUGCGGUGGCUUGAACACUCGUGAAGGAGUAUGCGAUAAAGAUUUGUUUUGUCAUGUACGCCAUCCAAAUUCACGCAAAAAUAUUUUUAUUGCUCAAAAAAGUGGCAAAUGUGAACCAGUCGCUUGCAAAAAUGUUACAUGUGGUCUUCAUCAAUGGUGUACAUUGCAGAACAACAAUACUAAAUGUCAUUGUAAGGAUGACUGUGUCAAUGUCAGCAUUCCAGUAUGCGGAUUAACCAAUGGGGUAGAAUAUAGAAAUCCAUGUGAACUGAAGAAAGAAGAGUGUCAAACUCAAAUUAAAAUUGAAUUUCUUCCAGGACCAUGCGAAGAAUGCACACAUAAAAGUGUUGUAUACAAACAUGGCGAAACGUUGAUGACGGACAAUCCAUGUGAAGUGAAAACUUGUCGACACGGAAAGUUUCAAGAAACAUUGGAUAAAGAAUGUCUAAAAGGUCUUGGCUUCACUUGCACUACUGGUUCAAGCAAAUACGCUGACAUUAGUUGCAAUGAAACAUCUUUCUGUCAAGUAGCAGUUCAAAACGAUGAUGAGUUUCCCAAUUUAGGGAAGUGUAUGGAGUUAGACCCAAAUAAAUGUAUAAUGGAUGGCAAAACAUAUCAAGUCAACCAAACUUUUAUCAAUGAAGCAUGCGAUGGACAAUGUAAGUGUUAUGGUGGGAAUCGAGUUGCUUGCGUAUCUUUGUGUCCACCACAUUAUGCUGUCUGUUCACCAGACCAAACGUCUGUUGAAGAACCUGUUCUUGUUUCAAAGGAUCCAAAGUGCCACUGCCUUCGCAAUAAAUGUGUACCCAAUGCUGAAAUUUGUAAAAUGAAACCAUAUGCUGGACCAUGUUUUGGUUAUUUUGAAAAAUGGCAUUUUGACACUAAGACAAAAAAAUGCGACACAUUUAUCUAUGGUGGAUGUCGUGGAAAUGCCAACAAUUUUGAAACAGAAGAAGAAUGUAAAAACACUUGUCAGCGGCAUAACGUUGAGAAAGACAUUGAUGACAAUAACGAUGACGUAACCGAAGAAACAGGAACACCAACAAAAAGUGUAAAACAAGGUCCAAAAAUGAGUUCCACCGAUAUGUAUAUCCAAGGAACAGUUACUUUUGCUGGUAAAGAGCAAGUGUUACCAUCGAAAUCAUGCUUAAUGGUAUUUUUACAAGACAACACCUACGCGGACGCCGAAUCUAUCACUUUAUCCAAUACAAAAUUUGAUCUCUCAAACGACGAUACAAGACAAAAGUUUCGUUAUACCUUCGUAACAAAAAAGCCCGACGAGUCGGAACUUGAUAGAUCAUUUUCACUGUAUGCAGCUUUACACGUUGGUUGGUGUCCUCUAGGACGAGAAGCUAUCAAAGCUGGAGAUUACAUUAUGGAUACUGACCAUCCGCUCGACAUUAGGACUGAAUCAAAUAGAUACAACAAAGAUGUUACCUUAAACUGCUAUAAAUGUUCAGAGGAUUUAAAAGAUACAAAAUCACCAUUUGAACAAUCAAUAUUUGCCGAUGAAGUAUCAAUAGGUGGCGGUGAGAUGACUAUAACAGGUGUUAUUAAAUUUCCUCACGAAGUUGGAAAGUUGCCCACUCCAUCAUGCUUACGAAUACAACUUCGAGAUGUUUCUAGAAUGGAUGUUCCUGCUAUUGUGCAUGGUUCUACUGAAAUCAAUGUCACUGGAGUAUCGAUUGGUGAUACCUAUUCUUAUAUCCUGCAAUUUGAAAAACCACCACAUUCAAAUUACCCAUAUAAAUAUAGCAUGAGUGCUGUGUUGAAUCAUGGAUGGUGCCGUGGGAACAAUUCAAAAGAAUGGAUAAGAAAGGGUGAUUAUACUACAGACACAAUACACCGAGUUAUAGUGUCAGCUUCAUCAAACGAUUAUGAUAUAAAUAUGAAAAUGAAAUGCUAUGCUUGCCCUGAUAGUAGAGGAAAGGUCGGCACAGACUCUCCACCAGUUGUGCAACCAGCUAGAGAUGAAUCUGUCAUUAUACCGGGAGAAGAAGAGAAGGAGGAAGAGGAGGAAAGAACUGGUGGCUUUCCAGAUGUAUUCAAUCCAUCGUCCACCGAUCCUCAUUAUGAUCUAAGUUUAAGAUUUGGUGAUAAAAACAUGUCCAUCAAAGGCGUUAUCAAAUUCCCUCACAAAGUUGGAAAGUUGCCCACUCCAUCAUGCUUACGAAUAAAACUUGAAGAUGUUUCGCUCCUGGAUGCUCCUUCUCUUGUGCUUGCAUCUACUGAGAUUAAUGUAUCCGGAGAAACGAUUGGAAAAAGUCUGCCUUAUCUUCUCAAGUCUAGAAAACCUGCUGCAAAUUAUCUUCAAAUGUCUUACAGCUUGAGCGCAACAUUGAAUUAUGGAUGGUGUCGCGAUGGUAAAUCAAAUAAAUGGUUGCAAAAUGGCGAUUACUUGGUAGAUACUCAACACCCUCUUAAAUUGUCAGCAUUAUCAGAUGAUUAUAACAUGGAUAUCAACGUGAUUUGUUACACUUGCCCAGCUAACAGAGGAAAGGAUAACACAGACUCUCCACCAGUUGUGCAACCAGCUAAAGAUGUAUCUCUUAUUAUAUCGGAAGAAGAAGAAAAGGAAAAAGAGGAAGAUAUAGCCCCACCAGGUGGAUUUCCAUUCGGUGGUACUCCAGAAGGUCCCAAAAUGAGUGACAAAAUUAUCACAAUCACAGGUAGCGUAAAAUUUCCACAUGCUGUCAAAUUACCAUCCCCCUCAUGUUUACGUGUCAAAUUCCUUGACACCUCCGUACAAGAUGCUUCAGCUGUUAAACUUGGUGAAGAAAGGUUUGAUGUGUCCAAUCUAAACACUGAAAAAGGAUAUACAUAUGUCAUUACAACAAAAAAACCAGCCGAUGAUGAAUACUGGAGAACUUUUACUAUGAGUGCAGUAUUGAACAAAGGAUGGUGUCCAACAGCAAAUUCAAGACAGUGGCUUCGCAAAGGGGAUUAUUUAAACGACUUUACCCAUCAAGUCUCGUUGACAAAGGAAAAAUCUUCUUAUAAAAAGGACAUCGCUGUUACAUGUUACGAAUGCAAAGAUGAGGAUAUUGUGGCUAGUACAAAGACCAAGCCAGCUCCACCAAUGGUACUAGACGACUCAGAACAACCUAAACUCGGAAAUACAUUUAUGGAAAUUUAUGGAUACAUUCGCUUUGAUGAAAAGUUAGGCAAACUACCCAAUGGGUCAUGCUUAAAAUACAGUUUCUUUGAUGUCACCAAUCUUGAUGAUGUUGCCAUUAAAAUUGAUGGAAGAGUUGAAGAUGUAAGUGGAAUGGAAAUUGGUAAUAAGUACAAAUACUCCCUCGGCUUCAACAAACCCAAAGAUUCCGAACUUUUGAGAGAUUACAGUAUGGAAGCCAUCUUGAAUGUUGGUUGGUGUGCUACAGAAAAUGAUACUAAAUCGAUUCGUGAUGGUGAUUUUAGUGUGGACACAAGCCACGCUGUCAUUCUGACAAAAGAAGCUAAUACAUAUGAAGCAAAUAUCCUUUUGAAAAAACUUUGUACAUCAAAGGCUUGUUUGAAAGAUGAACUGAAAACUUGUUAUGAUUCAUACUUAAACAAAACAUUCAACCACAACGAUAUCUGGUCACGUGAUCCAUGUACCGAAUGUGAAUGUCUCGACGGGAUUGAUUCGUGCACAGUGAUUGAUUGUUUACCAUGCGAAAAUCCUGUCAAAGUUCAAGGACAGUGUUGUCCAAAAUGUCUUGAAGCUCCACCUUUGGCGCAAUGUUUCGACGCUAAAGAAAAUAAAACAGUCCAGGAAGGAGAGACGUGGAAUAAAGAUGCAUGCACAUUCUGCACUUGUUCUCGUGGCCAAGAACAAUGCGUUACUAUGGACUGCCCAAGACCUAUAUGCGACAAUUCAGUGUACAUGCCAGGAGAAUGUUGUCCAGUGUGCCCUAAACAAAACGAUACUUGCUUUGAUCGAACCCUUAACAAGACUUUUAAAAACGAUGAAAAUUGGAAGCAAACAUCGUGCACAGAUUGCACAUGCUCUAAUGGAGAAAUUACUUGCGCAGCCAUAUAUUGUAAUAUUGCAUGUCAAAACCCUGUUUAUACAGAAGGAGAAUGCUGCCCAACGUGUCCUGGAACUUGUUUAGAAGACGAUGUGCACUAUAAGUAUGGCGAGAGCUGGAAAAAGGACGAUUGCACAACAUGUACGUGCGAUGCUGGAGCAAUUAUCUGUGCGUCACAUGAUUGUUUUUUGAGAUCAUGCAAAAACCCAAGAAAGAUACCUGGGCAGUGCUGUCCGGUAUGUGAUGACAUCAACGAAUGCGUUAAUGGAGAUAACACUUAUGGGAAUGGAGAAUCUUGGACAGAAAAUAAUGGAUGUAAUCAUUGCAUGUGCUUGGGUGGUAAAAAGUAUUGCGCGGCACCUGUCUGCAGCUUCCCUGAUUGCCCUGAUGGUAACAUCACCAACGUAGAAGGAAUAUGCUGUCCGGUGUGUUCCACAAGUACAAUAUGCAAAGAUAAGAGAACUAAUCGUUCCUACAUAGAAGGAAACCUGUGGCAGGAGGAAAAAGGAUGCUUCUUAUGUCAAUGCACAGAAUCUGGUAUUGACUGUAAUCCACCAAAUACCAAUCUUACAGGUUGCCGGAACGUGGCAUCGUUCAACGCAGUGUGUGGAAACGUCUGUUUGGAUGCAUCUAAACCAUCUCGAGAUGUGGAUCCCUGAGUCAUUCAAAAUAUCGCACUCAAACUAAACGUAACGCCGAUAUUGUAGCAUCAUUUCAUGACAUAGUGAAUUGAUGUUGUUGUAUAUUAAAGUAUUUAAAUUUUUACGGUACUUUUUUUGUAAAUUUCUAAAGAAAAAAAAAAUUAUAAUA
Molecule: messenger RNA, 5119 nt
Organism: Hydractinia symbiolongicarpus
Lineage: Eukaryota; Metazoa; Cnidaria; Hydrozoa; Anthoathecata; Hydractiniidae
Exons: 25
Coding region: 115-4968 (1617 amino acids)
Cellular component (GO): extracellular region
Molecular function (GO): protein binding; serine-type endopeptidase inhibitor activity
Source: RefSeq, a predicted model, not a curated record